This is a messenger RNA of Triticum urartu, 2032 nucleotides long. RefSeq lists its product as uncharacterized. Lineage: Eukaryota; Viridiplantae; Streptophyta; Magnoliopsida; Poales; Poaceae. The record is from RefSeq and is a predicted model, not a curated record.
AGCAUUAAAAAUAUCCCUCCAUUACCAUUACUCCUCUCUUCCAUCUCCCUCCCAACUUCUCCUCCCCCUUCGUCUCCACUUCCGACUUGUUCAGUUCUUCUUCCUCGCGCCGCCGAUUCCCGCCGCUCCCCGCUCGCCUCCGAUCACGAGCUCGGCCCCGUCAAUGGUCGCCGGCGGCUGGAGCAAGCCCCCGACGGACUCGUGAGAAGAUCGCCAUGAGUUCUUAACCCCGGUGAAGGUUUCUUUGCUUGGGGGCCACACUUGCAGUAGAUUUCAGGGCGCGCCUUGGCAUUGCUUCACCGUCCUCCCUUGGGUUUCCCCUCCGCCGCGUAGACCUCCGUCUCUUUGCUUCCCGAUCAAGGCCGGCUUGGUUAAUCCGAGCGAAGUUCACAUUGCUUUACCUCGUUCAAUCCUGCCUCUGCCCUCCCUGAAACCCUGACACAUGUAUGAUGAUGCGCUCGCUCGCUGCUGGUUCUGACGGCUCGUCCCCACACCCGCAGGGUCCGGCGCCCGGCGACGCGAAGCGGUUCUCCGGCGUGGUGCCGCCGGCCGCGCUCGUCUUCCUGGCGCUGGUGUUCGUCGCCGGCGCCAUCGUCACGCUCCAUCACAAGGAGAACCUGUCGAUACUGCAGGUGCAGCCACGAGAGCUGGCCGCUAACGAGGACUCGUUCAGGCCCCUGCCUCCGGCCAGCGAUCUGCGCGUCGCGAGCGACGUGGCUGAGACGCCGUCAGUGGAACAGGCGACGCCCCCGGUGGAACAAACGACGACGCCGGUGGAAGAAGAACAGGCGACGCCGCCGGUGGACCAGGCGACGACGCCGGUGGAGCAAACGACGCCGCCGGUGGAAGAAGCCCCUGACAUCUGCGAGAACCAGUGCAGGGCUCCGGGCAGCGAGGCGCUGCCGAGGGGCAUCGUGCAGGACAAGUCCAACUUUGAGUUCGAGUCGCUGGGCGGCAACCCUGGGCGGAAGGGGGUCGCCGCCGGCCGGCCGGCGAAGAGCCUCCUGGCGAUCCCCGUAGGCAUCAAGCAGAAGGCCGUCGUCGACAAGCUCGUCUCCAAGUUCCCGGCGGCGAACUUCGCGGUGAUGCUGUUCCACUACGACGGCGCGGUGGACGGGUGGAGCGACCUGCCGUGGUCGCGCCGCGCGGUGCACGUGGCGGCGGUGGACCAGACCAAGUGGUGGUUCGGCAAGCGGUUCCUGCACCCGGACCUCGUCGCCGACUACGACUACAUCUUCCUCUGGGACGAGGACAUCGAGGUGGACGGCUUCGACCCCAUGAGGUACCUCAGGAUCGUCAGGAAGGAGGGGCUGGAGAUCUCGCAGCCGGCGCUGGACCACCGGUCGCAGAUCCACCACCGGCUCACGGCCCGCUCGCGCCGCGGCGGGACGGUGCACCGGCGGUUCUACAAGACGGCCGGGGGCGGGAGGUGCUACGGCAACAGCACGGGGCCGCCGUGCACGGGGUGGGUGGAGAUGAUGGUGCCGGUGUUCUCGCGCGCGGCGUGGCGGUGCGCGUGGCGGAUGAUCCAGAACGACCUCGUCUUCGCCUGGGGGCUCGACUUCAAGCUCGGGUACUGCGCACAGGGCAACCGGAGCGCGAACGUCGGCAUCGUCGACAGCGAGUACGUCCUCCACCGCGGCAUCCCCACGCUCGGCGAUGACGGCGGCGGCAAGGGGCCGGCGCCGAAGGCGAAGGCGUCGUCGGCGACGUCGGCGGACAGGUACGCAGUGCGGCUGCGAUCGUAUAAGGAGCUGCAGAUAUUCAACAAGAGGUGGAAGGAGGCGGUGGCGGAGGACAUGUGCUGGACGGACCCCUACCCGCAGCCGCCGACGGCGACGCCCAAGGGAUGACCCGCCGCCGGCGAUGGCCUUUGCGGUUGAGUAGAUGACAUAGAAGAUACAUCAAAAUUUACAGGUCUAGAGAGCUUCGGAUAACAUGUCAUGUACAGAUCUCUUUCUCCCCGGCCAAUAAGAUAGGUUCAAAGACGAUGUAAUUAUCAUAAUUUUCGGUAAAAAGGUGGAUUAAUGAA